This is a messenger RNA of Anneissia japonica, 3986 nucleotides long. RefSeq names its product probable flavin-containing monoamine oxidase A. NCBI's taxonomy places the organism in Eukaryota, Metazoa, Echinodermata, Crinoidea, Comatulida, Comatulidae. The record is from RefSeq and is a predicted model, not a curated record. Bases 145 to 1644 code for a protein of 499 amino acids. The transcript has 11 exons. Gene Ontology annotation, molecular function: oxidoreductase activity.
AACGCCCUUAAUUUACAGCUGCCGCGGUGGUAUUCAAUCAAUCAAUCGGUGUAUAUAUACGGCUGUGUUUCAUUCAUUUGUAUUUCAACAUUGAAUAUAUGGCUAAAUAAUACAAGAGAGUUGUUAUAAGAUACAUUAAAAAAAAUGUCUUUAGAAAAGGAACGUGUCUGCGAUAAUGUAAUUUAUGAUGUAGUUGUUGUUGGUGGAGGCGUCGCGGGCACAUCGGCUGCAUAUCGGCUUAACCAGGUUCUCUCCAAGAAAGGUAGCGGGGAUAUCAAAGUACUCCUGGUAGAGGCAAAGGACAGACUUGGAGGUCGAACACUGACAGAAAAAGUAAAUGUCGAAGGUGGGCAGGAAUUGUUUGACCUUGGUGGACAAUGGAUUGGAAGAACACAGCACCACAUUAUAUGGCUGAUGAAGGAGCUUGGGUUGGAAUACUAUGAGCAGUACGCAGCAGGGUCAAAGUUCCUGCGGCUGAGCGAUGGCAAGAUCCGCAAAUUUAGCUCCAGUCUAAAGGUCUCGUUUGUGGGCUUACUUGAUCUAGGGUCUGUGAUAACGAAGAUGAAUCGCAUGUCAAAAAAAGUACCUCACGAUGACCCCUGUGCAUGCAAGCAAGCCGAGGAGUGGGAUAGUAUGACUGUUGACACGUUCCUGAAGAAGAACAUGUGGACCAAAGAUGCUCGUGAAUUGAUUGAUAUUAUCAUCUCUACAACAAGUGGAGUGACUCCGAAAGAACUUUCUCUGUUAAGCCUACUUCAUGGUGCAAGCGGUGCUGGGGGCUUUGAGGAAAUGAUGGAAAGCACCAAAGAAGGAGCUCAGGGAUUUCGCAUCAAGGGUGGUGCUCAACAAAUCUCUGAACUUGCAGCUGAAAGGAUUGGUUCAGAGAAUGUUUGGUUGGGUGAGCCUGUGAAACUUAUUGACCAAUCAAAUGACGAGUUUGUGACAGUGGUAACUGAGUCUGGAAAAGAGGUGAAGACGAAAUAUGUGAUCAUGUCAGCUCCCAUUAAUUGUGUUGAAAAUAUUGUAUUCAAGCCCAGCUUGCCUAUGGACUAUCAUUUCCUUGCCCAAAGGAUGCCUGUUGGUCACAACCUGAAGUUUAUCGUCACCUACAAAAAAGCCUUUUGGAGAGAAGCUGGUCUGUCUGGAGAGAUAAUUAGUUUCGGUGGUGCGCCGGUAAUCGAUGGUUGCGAUACAGGUCCCAUUCAAGUAGUGCUUGACGCGGUCACAGAUAAUGGAACUCCUGCCUUGGUUGGCUUCUUUGCAAAUUCACGUCAGUGGCGGAAAAUUGAGCUCUCUGUGAGGAGACGAGAGGUGGUGAAACAGCUAGUAGAGUAUCUUGGCCCUGAGGGUGGGGAUAUAAUUGACUAUGUUGAUAAGGAUUGGGCAGAAGAGCCGUAUAAUGGUGGAUGUCCAGGCAAUUUCAUGACAACUGGUGCGAUUACACUCUUUUUCAAAUCCUUACAGAAGACAUUUGAUAGAGUACACUGGGCUGGUACAGAAACUGCCACAUUGUGGUCUGGUUACAUAAGUGGAGCUGUCCAGACAGGACUGAGAGCUGCCGAUGAAAUCCUUAACAGAAUGGAUCCGUCGUUGACUCAAGAUGGCCUCCUCAAAUCACUGGACAAUGAGAGCAGUGGGGACUAAUUGCUAAAUUCUCAACAAAAAUCUGUGACCAAUGCUAGGUUUACACUAUGUUCCCGGUGGCCACGGCAACCCUGUUUGUCCGAAAUGUAGUACGCCGUGGGAUUUUGGCAAUUUUUUCCGUUUCAAGUUUCCGUCUUGACUUUUUUGGUGGCAUAGCUUUGCCUUCUUUCAUUGCUUGGUCUUCACCGACUGCUUCUUGUUUCAUUUGUGGCGUUUUUCCUAUUUAUGCUUCCCAUCCCAAUACGGUCUGCCUCCAAGUUAUGUUACGACCUAUUACGUACUGUCACGUUUUGUUGCAUUCACCCCGUUUCACUACGGCCUACUAGGUUUCUCAUUCGCACCGUGACUGCUGUGCCAAAUUUUUUGAGUUUAAAAUUCUGCGCCAGCAUCCGCGGCAAUCCAACCUGUCACAUUUGCACAUCCCGUCCCCCAACGUUGUUUCACAUUGUCUCAUGUCCAUCCCAUUUUGUUCACGGUAGUCUGAAACGUGGUUGUCGUGGCCACCGGGAACAAAGUGUAAACCUAGCAUGAUCAAACCAUUAUGGGUGUAAUGACUAUGCCACCGGUCAAGGCAUAAUACAGUCAUGUGGUUUGUCUUUAAAACAUAAUCUUGAGCUUAAGUGCUUAGCCCAAUAUGUAUUUUGAAUAUUUAGGAUAAACUUCACCUUGUUAUUAAGGGCUAAGAAUGAUACCUCAGUUAUUAGUCAUGAUUUUACAGUAUAUCCACAUUUGACAAGUUUUGUGAAAGAUUUGUUGAAACUGGCAUAUGUGAUAGAAGGUCUUAUUUAAAACAUUAAGAUACAGGUUGCAAUAUUACUUACUACUGCUGAUUUUGUCAUGCGAACACUACCUGCAUGUGGAGGGCCUCAGGAGACAACUGUGCUGUUCAUGAAAACAAAAAAGCUUGUUGAAAUAUGCACUGUCUUCACAGACUUUUGUUUGGUAGUGAAUACAAAACUACUUGACAACCGAUGUGCGUUUAUUUUGACGCACUGUUUUGUUUUUACUAACUAACACAACCUACUUCCAAUGUUAGUUUUUGUGAUUUGAGUGACAAUAUUUCAAAACAAUGAUUGACAACGUCUACCACGCUAUUGGAUGUUGCCAUCUAUUAUUGAUGCUUUUGCAGAUUUGAAAUUAAGUAUUUACUAGCAAAUUCUGUAUAGUUUUCUAAAGUAGAAUUAUCAAAUAUUUUCUUUUUAAUAUUUACAGAACUAGCUGAAAUUUCUGUUGGACAAAAAUUAACUAGAUAAAAUAAAUGUAUUAAUCUUAAAUAAUAUUUAAGUUAAAAAAUGGAUUUUAUAUCAGUUUUAUAGUGGUUUUAUAUUUGAGAGUAUAUUUUGUCUACCAAAUGUAUUAGAUUACAUUCAACUGUUUUCCUUAAUAUAUGUUAAAGCUUUAGUUAGUUACAGUACUUACUGAUCCUGCAAAUCCUCAGUUGGAUGUAGCAUCCCUGAUAGCUACACGGAAGGAAGCUCUUUCUGUUGCCAUUCUGCCUGCCUAGGCUAAACUGAUGUUUAGUAGCCUUUCUCCCAUCGUAUCCUUGGUCGUCCGCUACCUCUUUUUCCCUCAAAUCUGCCUUCCAUAAAUGUCUUCUCUAGAGAAGUGUGACGUUUUAUUAGCCAUGUUUCUUCAAUGCCCAAUUGUCCUCUUAUUGAUUAAUUUGUUCUGUGUUCCCUCCACGAAACGGCCAUUACUCUUCAGUAACACUUCAUCUCAAAAACAUUUUAUGGCAGCCUUCACUUUUUCAUUUAGAAUCCAGGACUCGCAUCCAUACAGUAUAUCUGUAGGGAAUAUGCACGCUCUUAAGAUUGGAACUUUUGUAUAUACGUUCUGGCCUUUCCAUAGUACUUCAUCUAAUUUUGUUCAUCCCAAUUACUUUCCUUCUUUUAAUUUCGCCAAUAUCUGGCUAGCAUCUUCAUGUCUAGUUACUAUUUUAAGAGGUUCACCAUCCAUCAGGAUUAUCGGAUUACCUUCUGAUUCUGUCUUCUUCCCAUUUAUUUUCAGAUUUUUUUCUUUCACUCCCUGCUCUAACAGCACACAAGAGUCUUUAGCAUUUCUGCACUCUAAAAACAAUAUGGUAUCAUCUGCAUACCUCAUCUCAUUAAUUCUCUCCUUGUAUUAUUAUUUCAUUGAACUGCCCAUUGUUUGCUAGAUAAAAAUCUUCAGUAUAUACAUUGCUUUUAUAGUUACUGUAAAUUAGCCAGUGUUUGGCGGAAUUGUUUUCAUCUGUGUCUUGUUGAUGGCAGUUAUGGUUACUAAGUACUGUACUAUAUAAUAAAUUUUGUAUUGUUUAUUUUACAUGAUUUUCAUAGUCAAAUAAAUACAACAGUAUCAAUAAA